This is a messenger RNA of Bombus pascuorum, 534 nucleotides long. RefSeq lists its product as uncharacterized. The coding region runs from base 131 to 532 and encodes 133 amino acids. The record is from RefSeq and is a predicted model, not a curated record. The transcript is spliced from 2 exons. NCBI's taxonomy places the organism in Eukaryota, Metazoa, Arthropoda, Insecta, Hymenoptera, Apidae.
UAAAGCUGAUCCUUUAUCGUAUGCUUCACGUGCAUAUAGAGAUUAUUUAAUCGGACAUUGUUUACGUAUUUUAACCGGUACUGUUGGAGAUGCUCAUUUAUCUUCAAUAUUAGAAUAUGGACAAACUAUUAUGGCUUCUGCUGGAAUAGAUGCUGGAUUUUUAUGUACUGACAAAGUUACAGUUACACAUUGCGAAGAUGAAAUUGGAUUAUGGUGGGGAGCAGUUAUAUAUGUAGCAGCAUGUUGGAGAUUGAAAGAAGACGAUUCACAAGCAUGGAGCAUUGUUGAAAGCAAAUUUCCUUAUGAAAAAUGUUAUCAACUUUGCAAUAAUAAUAAUAGUAUUAGUCCACUACCAUAUAUUGUUUUAAAUGCUUUGCAAGCAGCAAAAGCGACUACUAAAUCAGUCUCUAUGCGUUUUAUUGAUCAGGCAGGAAUAUUGCUUGAACAAUGUUUGGUUUAUUAUAAUUGCAAGCAACAGUCAUCCCAAAACGUUUUGGUAAGAUAUUUAAAUAUUAUGUUUAUAAUAUAUUAAUA